Messenger RNA from Colletotrichum siamense, 942 nucleotides. RefSeq lists its product as uncharacterized. The record is from RefSeq and is a predicted model, not a curated record. The transcript is spliced from 8 exons. The coding region runs from base 1 to 942 and encodes 313 amino acids. Lineage: Eukaryota; Fungi; Ascomycota; Sordariomycetes; Glomerellales; Glomerellaceae.
AUGAACUUCGCAGCAUGUUCAGCAGCGACGCUCUUUUGCCUCGGCGCCUAUGUCUCGACAAAGUUCAUAUACCUGUUCAUGGUAGAUCGGGCACACAUCAUCAGACAGACAUCAAAACCCCGAAUGAAGUCCAAGCUCUACAUAUUCAACUCUUUCGGCAUGCUUGGGGUCUUCGUCCUCAUCGUCAUAUUGAACUUCAUCUUCCGAAUAACAAAUUACAUUGACGGAAUAUGCAUUAUUGGACUGGGCCAAAAUGUAAUUUUGGCCUUGAUAUCCUUUGAUGCUGCUGUCAACGUUUACCUCACUAUCAUGUUUCUACUCCCACUACUAAGCCUUCAUUCCGUCAAGUAUAACUUCUGGAAACCGUGGACUUUGGAUUGGAGAAACCGCCGGGUCCCCAGAGCGCCACCGAAUAUCAGGCUUCGACGUCUUGUGAUCCGGACUUUCAUCGGUUCAUGCUGUACACUCCUGAGCAGUGUCACGAAUCUAGCGGUCUUGGGCGCACUCAAUGGAGAGGUUGCGUGGUUGUGUUUGUUAUGUUGCAACACAGACAUCUUUUUCUCGGCUCUUGUCAUGAACUGGAUCACGUCACCUGGCCAAGAGUCUACUCUUCGCACUCUCACACGACCGUCACGCGUAUCACACGCGACACUACGACCAGAAGAAGACCCGAGUAUGCCGCUUGAUCCUGAUGGGAACAGCACGAACAAGACUUGGGAGCAGAGGAGGACACACACACCGACGACGAUAGGUUUACAUUCAGCGGAAGGCGAUAACCUCCAAGAAGGCGAAGACUUGGAACUGAACGACCGACACUCGAUGGAUCACGGAGAACGCGUAUCAUUGGAGGAUCAACACGACGACGACCUUGAGGAGCCGGAGGAACAGGCGUCCAGGCACUCCAGAGUCAGGGAGGAGAAAAGGGGAUCUAAGCAAUCGUAA